Molecule: messenger RNA, 1533 nt
Organism: Pygoscelis adeliae (Adelie penguin)
Lineage: Eukaryota; Metazoa; Chordata; Aves; Sphenisciformes; Spheniscidae
Gene: FAM110C
Product: family with sequence similarity 110, member C
Exons: 2
Coding region: 1-1533 (510 amino acids)
Biological process (GO): positive regulation of cell migration; regulation of cell projection assembly
Cellular component (GO): cell cortex
Molecular function (GO): alpha-tubulin binding
Source: RefSeq, a predicted model, not a curated record
AUGGCUCUGUCCUGCCUGUUCAGAACUGCCAGCCGCAGACGGGAAUUCUGCCCCUCUGGAAAUCUGCCCUGUGUUUCUGAAGGGCAAAGAUUUCUAAUACGCAAUUCAGAUUUAUGCCGUUCCACGACACUUUACACGUGCUCCGCCGCAGCACAGCUGUGGGCCACGAACAAACGUCUUCCUGGUGUGGCCGGUGCCCCGGGAAGGGUCGGGUGCUGCUGGCAGCAGCUGGAGGCACAGCGGCUGCUCUCUACCCAGGGUGCCCGCAGCGGUGAGCACUCCGUGGGCCUCAGCCGCCCCGCGCCGCGCUCCCCCGCUGGACGUCGGAAGCCCCAGCCGCCUCCUUUCCCAAAAAUUACCACGGCAGAAAUGCUUUUUAGCACAGCACCCGGUUCGCCCAGGACUGGAAGUGGGAUCCGCGUCCCUGAAACUGCUAUGCCAACUGAACUCUCCCGGGCCGUGAGAAUGCACGCCAUCUCCGACCUCCACUCCUCCCUCACCCUGCGACUCCUCAACAAGGGGCCCGAGUACCUCCGCAGGCAGAUGGAGGCAGGCAACCCGGGCAGGAAGAGUGCCGUGGAGAGGCUGGCGGCCGAUAAGGCCAAGUACGUAAAAAGCCAGCAGGUAAUCGGCACCAAGCAGGAACCCGUCAUCGUGCUUAGCUCAGCCUCGGAGAGCAGCAGCGAGACCUGUUCGGUGGAGAGCAAAAACAUCAGCAGGGACUUUGGCAGAGGGAAGGGCGCGAAGCCCCUGGAGCUGGCUAAGGCGGUGUACUCCUGCCGUGCCCCCCUGCAACACCCCCCCCCCAUAGCCAGGCGCAGCACCCCCAAGAGGCAGAUGCGGCCGGAUUCCCUGGUGAUUUACCGGCAGAAAUGCGAGUUUGGGAGAGGUCAAAGCCAGGACAGCUCACGGGGGAGCUUGGUGAGGAGGAUCUUCCAAGGGCCUGUGAAGGAGAAGCAGUUGGCUUCCCCUGAGAUGCCCAGAGUCAUGGAGUACACCGCAGCCACCGAGAGCAGUGAGCCUCUCUCAGCAAAACACGGUGACCAUCAGCCGAGCGACCGCGGAGCGGAGCAAACCGUCGCUGGGAGCACCGAAGCCCCAGGGGUAUGUACAAAAGGGCAUGAGAGACCCUCAAAACCAAGUAUACCUCCUGAGGAGGUCAAGGAGGUGAAGAGGAGAGGUCUCCAUCGCUCCCAGUCGGACAUCAGCUCUCGCUACUCCAAGUCCUUCUCCGAGUUCGAUACGUUUUUCAAGUACUGUGGCCUGGAGCAGGAGGUCAUCGAGGAUCUUGGGAGAGAGAACUUCUCCGUGAUGUCCGACAACGUCUCCUUCAAGAUCCGCAGCAUCAGCGUGGCAACAUCUGAGAGCGACUUCACUAGGCACAGCGGGGACGAGGGGCUGCUGGAGGAUGAACUCACAGAGCAGGUCCCGAGCAGCACCUCCGUGAUCGAGCGCAACGCUCGGAUAAUCAAAUGGCUGUACACGUGUAAGAAAGCCAAGGAGACUAACAAGGUGAUCCAGGAGCUGGCAUGA